GCCCGGGGUCCAGCGGGGGUACUGCAAUGGUGGCUGCGGCAGCCGGGGGGCCGCCGCCACGGCCACGGUCACGGCCACUGGCCCCUUCCCUGUAGCCGGUGACCAACAGUGAGCCCCUGGAGGGGCGCCGAAAGGGUUAAGCCGGCUCUAGGCCCCCGCGAGAACUCCCCCGUGCAUUCUGCCGCGGCGGCCGCUCGGUGGAACCGCGGUCCGCUCAGCUCCGCUCCUCUCCUCUGCUCUCCUCCCGGCUCCUUUCCUCCUCUCCCCGGCAGCGGCGGGCUCGGAUGCUCCUGCGCGAGGGAGGCUCGCAGGCGUCUUCGAGGGACCAGCCGGCUUCCCUGCAGCCGAGCAUCCCUCCGCCCCCCGCCCCGCCUGCCCCUUUCCUCCUCCUCCUCAGUCCCCCGCCCCCCGCGGGCCUCCGCACUGGCCAGGCGGCGGCGGCAGCAGUGGCAGCAGCAGCAGCAGCAUCCAACCUGCUCAUUCCUGCAGCGAGAGGGAGAGAGAGAAGGAGAGGAGGAGAGAGGGAGGGAGAGAGGAGGGAGUCUGUCUGCAAAGUGCUGCUCCCUGGUGCUCAGAGGCGGCUGCUCCAUCUCCAACUCUCAUUCAUUUCUCCGGUUAACAUGAGAGAUCAUGGCCGCCUUCGGGCUUCUCAGUUAUGAGCAGAGACCUCUGAAACGACCCCGGCUCGGGCCGCCUGAUGUCUACCCGCAGGACCCAAAGCAGAAGGAGGAUGAACUCACUGCAGUGAAUGUAAAGCAAGGUUUCAAUAAUCAACCGGCUUUUUCUGGUGACGAGCAUGGCUCUGCCAAGAAUAUUGUCAUUAACCCAUCCAAGAUUGGAGCUUAUUUUAGCAGCAUAUUAGCAGAGAAACUGAAGCUAAAUACUUUCCAGGACACCGGAAAGAAGAAACCACAAGUUAAUGCUAAAGAUAAUUAUUGGCUGGUGACCGCCCGAUCCCAGAGUGCAAUUCACAAUUGGUUCUCAGAUUUAGCAGGAAAUAAACCACUCACUAAUUUAGCAAAAAAGGUUCCUAUCCUCAGCAAAAAAGAGGAUGUUUUUGCAUAUUUAGCAAAAUAUUCAGUGCCAUUGCUUCGGGCAGCAUGGUUGAUCAAGAUGACAUGUGCCUAUUAUUCUGCUAUUUCUGAGGCUAAGAUUAAGAAGCGUCAGGCAACUGAUCCGAAUAUGGAAUGGACCCAAAUCUCUACAAGAUAUCUUCGAGAGCAAUUGGCAAAGAUUGCAGAUUUUUAUCACCUGGCCUCAGCCCCGGGCAAUGGCUCUAUGGUUAUGCCUCAAGACGUAGAACAAGCUUUGAAGCAGUGGGAAUACAAUGAAAAACUGGCAUUCUAUAUGUUCCAGGAAGGGAUGCUUGAACGGCAUGAAUAUUUGACCUGGAUCCUGGAUGUCCUGGAAAAAAUCAGGCCAGUGGAUGAUGACCUCCUCAAGCUACUACUACCACUAAUGCUGCAGUAUUCAGAGGAGUUUGUUCAGUCAGCUUAUCUGUCCCGCCGUCUUGCUUACUUCUGCGCCCGACGCCUGUCUCUCCUGCUGAACGAUAGUCCCAAUCUCCUAGCUGCACAUUCACCUCACAUGAUGAUUGGUCCAAACAAUCCAGGUCUGUCAGCAUCCAGCCCUGCUGCACCUGGGCCGGUAAUGAGCCCAGUCCAGCUGGCCGGCUCAGACUUUCUUUCCUGCCCACAGCAUCGUCCGCUGGUUUAUGGACUUAGUUGCAUGCUGCAGACUGUAACCCUUUGUUGCCCAAGUGCCUUGGUGUGGAAUUAUUCCACAAAUGAAAAUAAAAGCGUUAACCCGGGCUCUCCUCUGGAUCUACUUCAAGUUGCUCCCUCCAGUUUACCUAUGCCUGGUGGAAAUUCAGCAUUUAAUCAACAGGUUCGGGCAAAGAUCUAUGAGGUGGAACAGCAGAUAAAACGUCGGGGCCGUGCAGUGGAGGUUCGGUGGUCUUUUGACAAGUGCCAGGAAUCAACAGCAGGGGUCACUAUCAGUAGGGUCUUGCACACCCUGGAAGUCUUAGAUCGCCAUUGUUUUGACAGAUCCGAUUCCAGCAAUUCAAUGGAGACCCUUUAUCAUAAAAUUUUCUGGGCCACCCAGAAUAAGGACAACCAAGAGGUGGCUCCAAACGAUGAGGCUGUGGUGACCUUGCUGUGUGAGUGGGCUGUGAGCUGUAAGAGGUCUGGCAAACACCGGGCCAUGGCUGUGGCCAAACUUUUGGAGAAGAGGCAGGCCGAAAUUGAGGCAGAACGCUGUGGUGAAUCAGAAGUCUUAGAUGAGAAGGAAUCUCUUUCUUCAGCCUCCCUUGCUGGGUCCAGCCUGCCCGUGUUUCAGAAUGUCCUGCUUAGAUUUCUAGACACACAAGCUCCCUCACUGUCUGACCCAAAUAGCGAAUAUGAAAAGAUCGAAUUUGUCAAUCUGGUGCUGCUAUUUUGUGAGUUUAUCCGGCACGAUGUUUUCUCACAUGACGCAUACAUGUGCACAUUGAUAUCUCGAGGGGACUUGUCCAUAAGUGCCGCUACUCGUCCACGGUCACCACCUGGGGAAAAUCUGGACGAACAUUAUUCAAAAGACAACGAUGUGAAAUUAGAGGAGCAUAGCAUUAUGGAACAUAUGGGCAUUGACUCAGGAACUGCUAAUAUUUUUGAUGACGUAGACAAGAGUGACUUUAAAACUGACUUUGGUUCAGAAUUUCCAAUUUUUUCUCCUAUGCCUGGAGAGUCCUGUGAGAAUGCCAACUCUUCCUUAGACAGAAGAAUUUCAGUUAAUAGUGAGAAGAUGGUGAAGAGAGAAAAGCAGAGGGAAUUAAUAUUUCCAUCCAAUUAUGACCUCCUUCGGCACCUGCAAUAUGCCACACAUUUCCCUAUACCUUUGGAUGAGUCUUCGAGCCAUGAAUGUAACCAGCGUACAAUUCUGCUGUAUGGAGUUGGGAAAGAGCGUGACGAGGCAAGGCACCAGCUGAAGAAGAUUACCAGAGAUAUCCUGAAGAUUCUAAAUAAGAAGAGCACUACUGAGUGUGGGGUUGAGGAUGAAGGACAAAAAGCCAGGAAGAGCAAACAAGAGACCUUUCCAACGCUGGAGACUGUAUUCACAAAACUACAACUCCUCUCAUAUUUUGACCAACAUCAAGUUACAUCUCAGAUCUCUAGCAAUGUACUAGAACAGAUAACCAGCUUUGCUUCAGGAACAUCCUACCAUCUUCCCUUGGCUCACCACAUUCAACUUAUCUUUGAUCUUAUGGAACCAGCCUUGAACAUCAAUGGGCUUAUUGACUUUGCAAUACAGCUGCUCAAUGAGUUGAGUGUGGUCGAGGCAGAAUUACUCCUGAAGUCCUCCAGCUUGGCAGGAAGUUACACAACAGGCUUGUGUGUGUGCAUUGUGGCAGUGCUGAGGCGCUACCAUGCCUGCCUCAUCCUGAAUCCAGACCAAACUGCCCAAGUAUUUGAAGGAUUAUGUGGUGUGGUAAAGCAUGUGGUCAAUCCGUCGGAAUGUUCCUCCCCUGAAAGAUGCAUCUUAGCCUACCUCUAUGAUCUCUAUGUGUCAUGUAGCCAUCUAAGAAGUAAAUUUGGAGACCUCUUCAGUAGUGCCUGUUCAAAAGUAAAGCAGACCAUCUACAAUAAUGUGCAGCCUUCAAACUCCAACUUAUUGUGGGACCCUGACUUCAUGUUGGAUUUUAUUGAGAAUCCCUCUGCUCAUAACAUCAACUAUUCCAUGCUGGGCAAGAUACUCAGUGACAACGCAGCCAACCGCUACAGCUUGGUGUGUAAUGCACUCAUGAAUGUAUGUAUGGGGCAUCAGGAUGCAGAGAGAAUUAAUGACAUUGCCAACCUUUGUGCUGAGCUGACGGCUUGCUGUACUGUGCUCAGCUCAGAAUGGUUAGGAGUCCUCAAGGCCCUUUGCUGCUCAUCCAAUCACGUCUGGGGAUUCAAUGAUCUACUUUGCAGUGUAGAUGUCAGUGACCUCUCCUUCCACGAUUCACUGGCCACCUUCAUUGCGAUUCUGAUAGCCCGGCAAUGUUUUUCCCUGGAGGACGUUGUCCAACAUGUGGCACUUCCUUCGCUGCUAGCAGCAGCUUGUGGAGAUCCAGAUGCUGAGCCUGGAGCCAGAAUGACAUGCCGACUACUCCUCCAUCUCUUCCGGACGCCACAGGUCUGUUUGUUACCUCAAGCGACAGGGAAGCCUUUCCCUGGAAUAGUGCUUUCUUCUUGUGAUCGUCACCUUUUUAGCUGCUGCUCACAACAGCAUAGAGUGGGAGCUGUCUUUGCUGUCUUAAAAGCAAUUCUCAUGCUUGGAGAUGCCGAAAUUGGGGAGUAACUAAAUGCCAACACCUUAAAAAAUGAGGACUUCACUAUGAGGGGCUUACUAGAUGACAUGAAGGAAGACGAUAUUUGGAAUGCCUCACAGUCCAUGAAACCAUGUGGGAAAGCGGUUUCCAUAGAAACCUCCAGCUUGAGCGAAUAUGCUCGCUACGUCCUACGAACCAUCUGCCAGCAGGAAUGGGUUGGAGAACAUUUGAAAGAACCAGAGAGAUUGUGUACAGACAAGGACCUUAUAUUGGACCCUGUCUUCACACAAGCAAGCACAGAAUUGCUGCAGCUGAUCUGUUACCCUCAUGGCGUCAAAGAAUGCACAGAAGGGGAUGACAUCCAAAGACAACUUAAGCGCAUCCUUCAGAAUCUAGACCAGUGGACUCUCAGACAGUCCUGGCUGGAACUCCAGUUAAUGAUCAAACAGUGCAUGAAGGAGCCUGGUUCUGGGUCAGUGGCUGAAAUGAUGUUGUUGGAUAAUAUUGCAAAGACGACAAUAGAGGUGUUUCAGCAAUCCGCCUGACUUAAACAAUAACUCUUCUAACCGGGUAUAGGACUCUUCAACCCAAAUGCUAUUGGAAAUGGCGACACGAGUAACACAAGGCAGAAUGGUAAAAAGACAUUCCUAAGUUCUUCUGAACGCAGGGGUGUAUGGCUGGUGGCGCCCCUCAUUGCAAAGCUGCCCACUUCCGUUCAAGGUAGGGUGCUAAAAGCUGCUGGGGAAGAACUAGAGAAAGGACAGCACUUGGGAUCCUCCUCAAAGAAGGAAAGAGAUAGACAAAAGCAAAAAAGUAUGUCUCUCUUAAGUCAACAACCUUUCCUCUCAUUGGUACUUACCUGCCUUAAGGGACAGGAUGAACAACGGGAAGGACUCCUAACAUCCCUGCAAAACCAAGUUAAUCAGAUUUUAAGUAACUGGAGAGAAGAACGAUACCAGGAUGAUGUUAAAGCAAGGCAAAUGAUGCACGAGGCAUUGCAACUACGUCUUAAUUUGGUAGGAGGAAUGUUUGACACUGUGCAAAGAAGCACCCAGUGGACCACAGACUGGGCACUUCUACUCCUUCAGAUAAUUACUUCAGGAACUGUUGACAUGCAGACUAACAAUGAAUUAUUCACCACAGUUCUUGACAUGCUGGGUGUCCUGAUCAAUGGAACCUUAGCCUCUGAUCUGUCAAGCUCUUCCCAGGGUGGAGCCGAAGAAAACAAGAGAGCUUACAUGAAUCUAGUGAAGAAAUUGAAAAAAGAGCUGGGUGACAAACGGUCAGAGAGUAUCGACAAAGUUCGCCAGCUGCUGCCUUUGCCCAAGCAGACGUGUGAUGUCAUCACUUGCGAACCUAUGGGAUCCUUGAUUGACACCAAAGGCAACAAAAUCGCGGGAUUCGACUCCAUAGAUAAGAAACAGGGUCUGCAAGUGUCCACAAAACAGAAGGUAUCCCCGUGGGACUUAUUUGAGGGUCACAAAAAUCCAGCUCCACUCUCUUGGGCCUGGUUUGGGACCGUUCGAGUGGACCGAAAGGUGAUCAAGUAUGAGGAACAGCAUCAUCUCCUCCUCUACCACACCCACCCCACCCCCAAGCCCCGAAGCUACUACCUCGAGCCUCUCCCUCUGCCUCCUGAGGAGGAAGAGGAAGAGCCAACCACACCAGUCUCUCAGGAACCGGAAAGGAAAUCAGCUGAGCUGUCAGAGCAGGGGAAAACUGCAGCAGAUGAGGAGAAGAAAACAAAAGGAAGGAAGCGAAAGACAAAAUCAAAUUCAAGAGUUGAUGAAUACCCCCAAAACAACAUAUACCGAGUGCCUCCCAAUUACUCACCGAUUUCCUCCCAAAUGAUGCACCACCCUCAGUCGGCAUUGUGGGGUUAUAACAUCAUGGGACAGCCACAACAACCUGGCUUCUUCCUGCAGAAUCAGUCGCUUGCACCAGGUGGCUCCCGGCUGGAUCCCACGGGUUCAUUUGUCCCCACCAACACAAAGCAAGCCCUUUCCAACAUGUUACAGAGACGAUCGGGCACCAUGAUGCAGCCUCCCUCCAUCCAUGCCAUCACAUCCCAACAGCAGUUGAUCCAGAUGAAACUCAUGCAGCAACAGCAGCAGCAGCAACAGCAGCAGCAGCAGCGGCUCCUCAGACAACAAGCCCAAACAAGACCUUUCCAACAGGGCCAGCCCCUAGACCAGGCUGCCAUUUUUCCUCCACAAGUUCGACCAUCUUCCCAACUUCCUCAGUAUUCAGGGUUGCAACAGGCACAGGCUAUGCCCCAUGGAUAUACCAUGUACAGUACUCAGAUGCCUCUCCAGCCACAGCAACAGGCCAGCGGGGUGGUCCUGUCCCCCGGCUACAACCCGAGAACGUAUCCAGCCGCACAUUCCAAUCCAGCUCUGAUGGAGAGGCUGCGGCAGAUGCAGCAGCCGCCGCCAAGCGGUUACAUUCAGCAGCAGGCCGCCGCCGCUGCCUACCUUCAACCUCUGCCAGGAUCUCAGAGACUGACCCAUCAACCUUUACAACAAAGUCCUUUGGUUGGCGGGGGACUGGAUGCUGUACUGACCACUACACCCCAUCCAAACCUCAAUUCCGUGCCACUGCCUCAGGACCAGAUGAGACAGAGACAACAGCAGAUCAGACAACAGAGACUCCUUCAGUUACAGCAGCAACAGCAGCAGCAGCAGCCUCAACCGCAGCAGCAGCAACAGCAGCCUCAACAGCAGCAGCAGCAGCAGCAGCAGCCACAACCACAGCAGCAGCAGCAGCAGCAGCCUCAGGGUCAGCAGACACUGGGACUCCAAGCAAUGCAGCCACAGCAACCUUUGUUCCCCAGGCAAGGCUUACAACAAACGCAGCAACAACAACAGACUGCAGCAUUAGUCCGACAACUCCAGAAACAGCUUUCGAGUAACCAACCACAACAAGGAGUAACUCCAUAUGGGCAUCCUACACAUUUCUGAAAUGUGGACGAAGAAAUGACACCUACUUUGAUGUUUGCACUGAAGAAUAACAAAUCAAAUCCAAUGCACUAGUAAUUCUUAGAAAUUUUCUUUUUUUCCCCUAUGGUUUCUUUUAAGUUUGCCUCAGGAUAUUUUUUUUUUUUACUACGUUUAGAGUGAAGCUUUAACAGAAAGCGGCAAGAGGCUUUGUUUGCAUUCAGCUUUAAAAUCAUUACCCAAGUUUGCUUCAUUUGGGCAAAAUUCCAAGAAGAGUUUCUCAGAGAAGCAUUUGAAAUUGGUGCUUUUCUGAAUCUUUGCAUUUCAAAAAGAAUGAAGAAUGCUGGGUCUUGCAUUUUUAUUUAUUAGUGGCAAAGCAUUUUGGGAGGAACCACGCUGGACCAAACUGCUCAAUUGAAAAGGCGGGACAGAUUUUGAGAUACUGGUUGACCUGUUCAUUAAGUGCUCACCUCUCACAUCCUUCAGCAGUGAAAAGGACAUUUCUUUGAGACCUAUUCAUUUUAAAUGUUUGUAAUUUCAUAAGCACUUUAUAAACUUUUUUGUUGUUGUUGUUGUGGUUCAGUGACAGAAUCUUAUCUCUCGCUUUCCUUGUGGUCGGUCAGAAGGUGCUGAAACAGUUUCUUGCUUAUAUUUAAACUUCCUAGGAGUUAUAUGGCAAAGCUGCAGGUGAAAAUUCUUAAACCUCAUUAGCAGUAGCUAGGUUCUCACUAAAACUGCUUUCAGUGGGAAGCUUCUUCACAGGGGGACCUUUAAAAAUGGACAUUAUCCAUUUCUAAAGGCCUGGAUUUAACACCGUGGGAUCGCUAUCAUUCUAUGCCCAAGCUGGUGAAAUGAUUGUCCUGCGUCUUCUCUCUAGAAGUCCUAUCCCCAUCCUAGGCAAGUUCUUCAGAGCAAUGUUGAGAUUCUGUGGUGCUCAGGCUUGGCACGGUUUCCCCAGAAUCUGGCCCUAAGGCCCCCAAAGCUAUCCCUCUCAUAAGGUGUACUUGGCUGUUUCUUUUGUAUGGUAAGUAUUUGCUCUUUUGAAUUUAAUUAUUAUUGUUAGUGUCAGUCCUGGUUGUGUAUUGCCUCUACUGUAUUUAUAAAUUGGUGCAAAAAAAGCACAAGGAAAUUAUACAUCAGAUUUAUUAUAAAGAAAUAAUAACUAUUUUAACUUUGUUCAAGUAUGUGGUAAUUUGCUCAUAUUAGAGUAAAAAAUACGGUAAAUGAUUAUCAGUUUGUGUAACUUAAGAGUAUUCCAUAUAAUAUUUUUUUAGAAUUAGAUGCACAAAUUUUGAAUGUGAAAAUUGCAGGGCAUUUUAAAAACAUAUGGGGAUAUCUUCCCUAGUCUGUAUUCAUUCAGUUUUUUUUUUCCUUUUGCCAUAUGAUUUUACAUGUACAAUAGUCAAACAUACUGUGAAUAGAUGUCUAUAAUGAGCAAACUGCAUAGAGCGGCAUUUUCCCAUGAAUGCCACUAAUUCCACAGUAGGUGGUGAUUUUGUUUUGAAAUGCAUUCUCUAAGUGAUUUGUAUUUUCUGUGGUGAGUGACUCAUUGCACAUUUUGACAAAUGCAAACAACCUCCGAUUCACAUCUGCUUACUCUUGCUGUGGUAACAUUCAUGUGGACUGCUUUGUACACUGUGAAAAUACUCCAUCCCAGCCCAUGUAUUCUCAGUUUACUCUGGGCUGGGGAAGACUUUGCCAAAACAUUAAGACCAUUGUCAUCCCUGAAUGAACAGUUUUAUCUUCCUUUUCAGAACAUCUGUCUGUAAAAUUCAGCUUUUUGUUUUGAGAAUCCUCAUCAAUGUUAGUGAAGCUGUUCAAUUAAUAUAUACUUAUUAUUCAAAUAACAUCACCACCUUGACAAAACGACUGGAAUGUGACUCUCAUGCCUAGUUAGUUAUAUUUGUCUUUUAUGUUCCCUCUGCCCUUUGAAGUCAUUGGUGUUCAAAAUGCCAUUCUUAGGUGUUUGGGGAUUUUUUUUCUGGCCUAGCUCAAAGAGCAAAAGACAAUAAUACUCUUUUUAGAAUAAUUGUUACAAUCGCAUAGCAUUUGUAAGCACUUUAUAUUUUGCAGAAGUUAUUUCAAGUAAUUUAUUAGUUGUAACUCAUAUGAAAGGCCUGAGAGAGAUCAGUAUGAUGAUGUCCAUUGGAGACUGAGGAAGCCAAAUCAUGAAGGGUUCCAUCACUCAUGGACCAUGUUAAAUGUUGGGAAUGAAGCUAGGGCUGGAAAUCAGGUUUCCUAAAUAUUGGUUUUAAGGGUUCUGAAGGAAAACACACACACACACACACACACCAGAAUAAGCUCCACACCCACUAUAUUUUCCUUAAUUAAUCUCCAUCCUAAAACUUUUUUAUAAAAUAAAUGCAACAUUUUGCACUAAAAUAACUGGUGUUUAACCCCAAGUAAGAGCCUGCUAAUACAUCCAUCGAUACAUCCUGAUAUUUUGCAUGGUGAGGUAGAGAGAGGAUAUUUCCUUAGUUUGGAGAACAGAGUCCUCACACCUCUUCAAAACAGGACCUAGAUUCCAACAUGAUAUAGAGCAGCUACUGAAUCUUUUGAAUUUAAAUGACCUCCUUUACCAAAUGUGUGUUUUAUGUUCAGUAUAUAUACACAUAGACACACACAUUCAAUCUCUCUCUCUCUCUCUCUCUCUCUCUCUCUCUCUCUCUCUCUCUCUCACACACACACACACACACACACACACACACACACACACACACACAGAUUAUACUUGCCCUUAACUUGGCAGGAAGUGGAGACAAGUCAUUAUAAUAAAUGACACCCCUUGACCCAUCACAGCCAAUGUCAGAAGUUAAUAGCAAUCAUCAGAUGACAUCCUAAGUAGGGCAAUUAAAAUGCUGCCAUAUUUAAAACCAGUCUAAUAGUGGGUACAUGCCAGUAUUUAUGUUUUUAAUGUGCUAAUAGGUAGGGCAUUUGAUGGGGGCAGCUAGGUGGCACAGUGGAUAGAGCACCAGCCCUGGAGUCAGGAGUACCUGAGUUCAAAUCCAGCCUCAGACACUUACUAGCUGUGUGACCCUGGGCAAGUCACUUAACCCCAAUUGCCUCACUAAAAAAAAAAAAUAGGUAGGGCAUUUGAAACAUAAACACUGACAUGCAGAGACUGGUAGAUCAGCCAGCCAGCCAGUGUAUAUAUUCUCAAUGUGAUUGGCAUUUGGUAGCUGUUGGGAAAGGGAUAAGGUAGGGGAUAAUUCUACCAUCCUUGAUUUUAAAUGCUAAGGAUGAUAAUCUAUACAUGCCCUGUAGAACCUCCCUCUUUAUUGGCCCAAUUUUUCUUCCUAAAAAGUAGGCAGUGGGGCAGCUAGAUGGAAAAGUGGAUAAAGCACCAGCCCUGGAUUCAGAAGGACCUGAAUUCAAAUACGACCUCAGACACUUGACACUUGCUAGCUGUGUGACCCUGGGCAAGUCACUUAACCCUCAUUACCCAACCCAAAACAAAAAAAAAAGUAGGUGGGCAUUAAUAUUCGUGAUAGAGGAUUUAUGUUGGAAUAUAUCCUAUUUUCUAGAGCUACAAAGAAGUUAAUGGCCUAUAGCUUCCCCAAGAUAAAGGAAUUCCUAUUGAAUUGAUUACUUGAUAUGAAUGCAAUCCAGUGAAUUAGAAAAGAAAGCAUUUCAAAAAAGUUGAUUGAAUUAUCUUUCAAUUUGAAAGGUGGUAGAAUUUCAUUUAUAGCCCUAUGUCCUCCACUUAACAUUUCCUUACAAAGAAAUUCUGUUUUUCAAAGGCCAUAUAGCUCAUAAUUCAGUGGGGCAUUCUUUGUAGAGGAGAAGCAGCCUAGUAGAAUGGAUAAUAAAUAAGGUGAGGAAGACCUGGGUUCAGGUCCUACUUCUGACACCUACCUGUGGCUAUGUAAUCAUGGGCAAGUCAUUUAACUUUGCAGUGCCCUAGGCAACUUUGGAUAGAAGUUCAAAAUGAAUGGCUCAUUUUUAUUGAUGGGGGUAGUUUCCAUAGUGGAUCUGGACCAAAUACACACACACACACACACACACACACACACACACACACACAAACACACACACUAAAGCCCAGGGAUUUCUGUAAGAGAUUUUCAAAUUAAAAAAAAAAAAGUUAUGUUGUAUUUUCAGCAGAGAACCUGGUGGAUCAUAAUCACUUCUUCCUUUACCUUAUUAAAUUAAGUUAAAUUACAUUUCAAAUUUGAAAGAGACUGACAGCAUUUAUUGUUAAAAAUCCAGCUAUUAAGACUUAAAAAAUUCCCUGUCAAAGAAAAUUUACAGUGUGAAAGUAUGUGUCAUGAGCAAGACAGUUCAACAUUUGUCUUCUGUAGGCUUUGACAAAAUGUUUAUAAACACAUGAUAAAAUAUUUGUACAUCAGGAUGGUAGUUUACCACUCAUGACAAAAUUAUCUUUUUUGGUUUUCCAUAAUGUGGGUGCCAUGCUUAUACAAGAUGGACAUUAGGCAACUGUGGGGGUGUGGAAGUAGGUCUGUCUUUUACUGAAGAAUUCAGGUACAUUCAAAAUUGCUUAUUUUAUGGGAAAAUAGUUUUAUUGGUCAUUGUUAUUUGUUGGCAAAAUAAAAGUGCCUUAAGUUAAAGUUUGUUUUGAAAUCCAUUUGGUCAUUGAAGAAAUCAGUAGGAGUUCAUCAUGCAAGAUUUUUUUCCAAGUCUUUCUUUUUUUUGCAUGUCCAUUGUAAAUUUAAUACUGUAAAUGUAUUUAAAAUCAUUUACAUGCCUAUGGCUGCCUUUGAUUAAACUUCUUCCAAAAAUA
This is a messenger RNA of Dromiciops gliroides (monito del monte), 11968 nucleotides long. It is a transcript of the gene MED12L, whose product is annotated as mediator complex subunit 12L. Gene Ontology annotation, cellular component: mediator complex. Gene Ontology annotation, molecular function: transcription coactivator activity; beta-catenin binding. NCBI's taxonomy places the organism in Eukaryota, Metazoa, Chordata, Mammalia, Microbiotheria, Microbiotheriidae. Gene Ontology annotation, biological process: regulation of transcription by RNA polymerase II. The record is from RefSeq and is a predicted model, not a curated record.